Trachemys scripta elegans is the source of this 3394-nucleotide messenger RNA. It is a transcript of the gene C2H8orf34, whose product is annotated as chromosome 2 C8orf34 homolog. The record is from RefSeq and is a predicted model, not a curated record. NCBI's taxonomy places the organism in Eukaryota, Metazoa, Chordata, Testudines, Emydidae. The transcript has 15 exons. The coding region runs from base 469 to 2349 and encodes 626 amino acids.
GCCCGGCGCGGAGCAGGGUCGCUGCUGAGCUAGCGGGAGCGGGAGGCUGCGGGCUUUGGUCCCGUAUGUGCGAGCGGCAGCUGAAGAGCCAGCCCGCCCCCGCGCAGCCAGCGGCGCUGGGGGAGCAGCACCGACCCCGCGGGCUGCACUGUCGCUAGGGAGGCAGCUGGGCGAGGCGAGCGCGGUGGCCGAGGGAGCGGAGCGGCUGCUCCGGUAACCAAGGAGCCGACCCAGACACACGCCGGCGCCGCUCCCUUCUCCUCCCGCCUGCCCCGCUCUGGCCAGUCCCUCGCCUGAGGGCAGCCGCGCUCCGCCCCGCCCGGCGCGCCCCCAUUACCUGAGUUGCCUCCGUCCCCGGGACUUGGGCUGUUGUCUCCCCCUGCGGGGGCCCUUCCCACUCCCGCCGCCUGAGAGUCCCGCGCCUGAGGGAGGGUGAGCCGGGCCCCCGCCUCGGCAGCUCGGCUCCUGAUGGCGGCGCAUCAGCAAACCAGGAUCCAAGCCUACCUGGAGAAGAACAGGAUCGGGCCCCUGUUCGAGGAACUGAUGACCAAGCUGAUAACAGAGACUCCUGACCAGCCAAUCCCAUUUCUCAUUGACCAUCUUCAGUCCAAACAAGGGAACCGGAGUCAACUACAGAGAACAUUGUCUGGAUCUGCUGCUCUCUGGGCAGAAAGUGAGACAUCAGAAAACAAAGGAACAAGAAGAGAUUGCAGAAGUUAUGAUAAACCCUGGCAGGUAAAUGCAAAGAAACCUAAAAAGUCAAAGAGUGACCUCGCUGUGUCCAACAUUUCUCCACCUUCACCGGAAUCCAAGUCAUUGCCAAGGUCAAUAGAGCAUCCUAAAUGGGACUGGCGGAGAAAACCGGAGAGCCAGGAGUUUGAUGAAUUAAAUCAUAUUCUUCAGGAGAGUAAGAAGCUGGGGAAAGCCCUUGAGAAUCUCUCUCGCAGCAUUGCUAUUUCUGAUGAACGUGAGAAGGAUGCAACAGGUUUUAAUACUCCUCUUCUAAGACCUCGUGUGAUUGGAGAAUGGGUUGGUCGCGAGGAGAAUGAUGCUGAUCCAUUGGCUGCGGAGAUGUUGCAACCUCCAGUACCAAGAAGUAAAAAUGAACAAUGGGAUAGUGAAGAUAGCAGCAGCAGUCCUGGAGGAAGUUUAAAGAUGGAGCCGAAGACCAAAGGAUUAAAACAGCAACAACAGCAACAUAAGAAGCUACUGGCUGCCAUGCUUUCCCAGGACUCUUUUGAUUCUGUUCAAAGCACAGCUCCCUCAGUGACAGAAGAAGAUAUUGACAAUGAGGAUGAUGCCAUGGAACUGCUAGAGGAUCUUGAUGAUUUAAGAAUGGAAGGAGUAACCAGUGUGAUGACUUCUGGGAGUAAAUUUAAUCAAACUCGAAGCACACAUCCUGCUGAACCUCAGGCGAAGGUCACGUUGAACAUCUGCGCAAGGUGUGCCAGACUGCAAGGAGAUAACUUGGCAGAAACAGCAGAGGAUGUCUCACUAGUGUCUCAGACGACUGAGCAGGCGGCAUCAGAUUCCAAUGCUUCAGUGCCUGGGGUGGAAACACUGAUGGAGGAUGCUGAUGAAUUUGAGAGUGCAUCUCAAAUAACAGGACCUCAUCAACCUGUUUGGGACCUGGAUGUCAUGUGCGCCAGAAACGGAGGGUCCCCAAGCCAGAAACUCCUGAAAGAUUCCUUAGCUGCAAAAGAACUGCUGACCAUGGAAAAACAUCUAGCUGACAUUGAAAAGGACCUAGCACUCUGGGAAGAAGCAAGUAGUAGUCCACAUAUUAAUUUAGUUACAUCACAUCAACCAGGAAAUCUUCAAGCCACACUAGGCCAAAAUUCAAGGUCUCAAGUGCCAAGUCAAACUGGGAAAAAUAUUCAGCUGCAAGAAAACAAAUCACCGCUUCCUACUAACAGCAGAGCGCAGGUCUCCAGUACCUCAAAUAGUAGGCCUCAGACUUCCAAUAUGCAGAACAACAGGCCUCCAACGCCAUCGACUCCAGGAAGCAGACCUGCAACCCCAAAUAGUUUGUUGCCAAGACCUCAUACCUCUAGCAACCAGGGAAAUAAGGAUGGAAUCCUUAGUAUGCAAAGAAGCAGAUCCUUAACGUCUAAGAGUCAAAUUGGGAGGACUCUUGGCACUCCUGCAGGGCUAGCUGUACAAACGAAUGGAGAUAUUAUAGGAACUGUCCCUCAAAGAAUCAGUUUGUCAGAAGAUGAAUUCUUACAUCAAUUUCAGCUUGCCCACCAACCAUGGAUAUUGCCAAGUGACACAGAGAGUGAAGGUGUGGAAGCAGAUCAAGAUAAAUGUAUGAAUUUAAGGCAAAACCAGUCUCUGCUGCCUCUAUAGGAAACAAUCUGGAUGUAAGGUUUGUGAAAUCAGUGGGAAUAUUGAAGAAUUUAAUUAAAACAAAAUCAUAAUUAUCAAACCUACACCUGAAGAUCUGUUUUAGUUUACGUAUAAUAAUUUUAAAUAGUUAUUUUUAUAAUAUCAACAAUACUUAAAUGGAAUUAUUCUGUGUGGAUGCUGUAAUGCACCGAAUCAGAUUACUAACUAUGGCACAGUGUCCUUAGGUAAAGAAGGUUUACUGUCACUUUUGAAUACAUAGUUAGUAUAAUGUAUUUUGUUUAGUUUAUAUCCCUGUUAUUUUGGAGUGACAUUUGAUAUAUUAAACUUUGCCUGAUCAAAACAAACUUUGCUUAAUGAUUUAUGUAUUUUAACUUGUCUAAGGUUUUCUACUCCUUAUAUUUUUGUAAUUUUUUCUCAUUUUUAGAUUAAUAAACAUUAAAGCAUUCACCCACAUCUACCAAUAUGUAUGUCCUGUUCAAGUCUCUCAGAGAGCUAGUUGCUCACCAUAGUCACCUAGAGAGAGGGGUAGGUGGGGGAGAAAGAGAGAGGGGUAAGGAAGGGAGGUGUAGCAGAAACAGGUGUUGCCUAUGUCACAUAGCUUUGUACUGAGUUUAUCUACUUUGUCCUUAAAAAAAUAAACACAGACUCUGUUAAAAUGGAAUACACACAUGAGGAAUGAAACGUGCAUGCCAAAAAUAAAGCACUAAGGGAAUUUCAUGUAGAAAAUGAAUUUUAUUUACCCAUAUAAAUUACCGAAACAAAUUAUCUGUUUUAAACAAGUUAAUUGGUGUAAGCUGCUUGUUUGGAAUUUUAAGAUAUGUCUGUGCACAAAUAUCAAAUUAAGGGAUGUGAUGAUGAGUACAUUUACUGAUCUCAUUUAGCUGUUGAUUCUGUUAAGCAUAUUUGCAGCUUGUUUUCUUUUGUCUUCAGUUAGGUUCAGUUGUUUCUGUAUCUUAGACAUAACUGUAUAAUGAAACUGCUUGCAACUGUUACGAAAACAGACUGUAACCACCAUCAGUUUGUUUAAGAAAUAAAAAUGAAUUCC